Emiliania huxleyi CCMP1516 is the source of this 519-nucleotide messenger RNA. RefSeq lists its product as hypothetical. The transcript has a single exon. The coding region runs from base 1 to 519 and encodes 172 amino acids. NCBI's taxonomy places the organism in Eukaryota, Haptophyta, Isochrysidales, Noelaerhabdaceae. The record is from RefSeq and is a predicted model, not a curated record.
AUGGCCGUGGCGCCAGCGGCGUUGCAGACGGCGCCCCCGACCCAAACGACGAAUACGUCGACGCAUGCAGCGUUCGAGGCGCAGCUGCAGGAAGCACAGGCGCUUCUCAAGUCGGCAGAGGAUCGGGCGGCGGUGGAGCUCGGCACAAGGCUCCGUAUCGAGGACCAGGCGGCGAAGCAGCGCGAGGCGGCGAAGACGGCGGUGGAGCAGCGCGAGGCGGCGAAGACGGAGAUCAAGCAGCUCAAGGCGCUUCUCAAGUCGGCAGAGGAUCGGGCGGCGGUGGAGCUCGGCACAAGGCUCCGUAUCGAGGACCAGGCGGCGAAGCAGCGCGAGGCGGCGAAGACGGCGGUGGAGCAGCGCGAGGCGGCGAAGACGGAGAUCAAGCAGCUCAAGAAGAUGCUAGAGAGCGCAAAGUACGCGGAUGUGAACGCCAUCAAGAAGAAGGUACGCGAGUGGCACGCCAACUCGAAGGCGUGGUGGCUUGAGCCACUGCCAGAGGAGGUGAGGAAGCAGCACUAG